Molecule: messenger RNA, 1451 nt
Organism: Salvia miltiorrhiza (redroot sage)
Lineage: Eukaryota; Viridiplantae; Streptophyta; Magnoliopsida; Lamiales; Lamiaceae
Product: protein JINGUBANG-like
Exons: 1
Coding region: 169-1296 (375 amino acids)
Molecular function (GO): protein binding
Source: RefSeq, a predicted model, not a curated record
CACUAUAUAUAUAUAUAUGACGUACACACAUAAUAUUAAAUUUCAUGUUAUAUAUAGCACAUCCAUAUCAAUAAAACAUAACACUAGAAAUUAAACAAGUUGGGCACCUCAAAAUCAGCUCACUCCCUACUUCUCUCUCUCUCUCAAUGUAAUCACCCCAAAAUCAAAAUGUGGCCAAGUGAUGACCAAACUUGCACCUCAAGCAUUGAUGACCCUCCAUCACCGCCGCCGCCGCUCCGCCACCACUGCGUGGCGACUCUCAAGGGCCACACCUCCUACACUUCCGCCCUCGCCCUCGCCGGAGAGCACCUCUUCACGGGCUCCUCCUCGGGCCAAAUCCACCGCGCCGGCCUAACCUCCCUCCCCCACCACCAAACCCUACCCGACGACGCCAUGAUCGCCGCCGGAGAAGGCGCCGUGAAGGCCCUGGUCGCCUCCUCCGGCAAGCUCAUCACCGCCCACCAAGACCACAAGAUCCGAGUAUGGAGUGUCGACCACGCCGCCGGCAACCAGCAUCAGCGAAUCACGCAGCUGGCGACGCUCCCAACCCUGAGCGACCGAGCCGUGAAGCUCCUCCUGCCGGGCAACCACGUCCGAGUCCGGCGCCACAAGACGUCCACAUGGGUCCACCACGUGGACGCCGUGUCGGCGCUAGCCCUCUCCGGAGACGAGUCGCUCCUCUACUCGGUCUCAUGGGACAGAACCCUCAAGAUAUGGAGGACCGCCGACUUCAAAUGCCUGGAGUCCGUCGCCGACGCCCACGACGACGCCAUCAACGCCGUGGCCCUCUCGGGCAACGGCGCCGUCUACACGGGGUCCUCCGACGGGAAGAUCAAGGUGUGGACGAGGAGGCAAGGGGAGAAGGCCUACUCAUUGGCUGCUACGCUAACCAAGCACAAGGCCGGGAUCAACACCUUGGCGAUGAGCCACGACGGCGCCGUUUUGUACUCCGGCGCCUCCGACAGACUGGUGUGCGUGUGGAGGAGCGACGGCGCUGGAGGUGGAAUGGCGGCGGUGGCGGCGCUGAGGGGGCAUGCGAAGGCAGUGCUGUGCUUGGCUGCGGUGGCGGACAUGGUCUGCAGUGGGUCUGCGGAUCAAACGGUGAGGGUGUGGAGAUCAGGGAUUGGGAAAUCAUCGUAUGCGUGUGUAGCGAUUCUGCAAGGCCAUCGAGGGCCUAUCAAAUGCAUCGCGGUUGCGUUGGAUCAUACUUGUUCAACCGCAUUUCUUCUCUACACUGCUGCUCUUGAUUGUGAUAUUAAAAUUUGGAGAUUAAUUAUGCCUCACUCUAUAAGAUAAUUACAUUUAAGAUGUGAUUAGAAUUAAGAAGCGGUUGUUUGAGAAUUGAAAGGGUGAUGCUUCUUUAUGGUUUUGUUCGUUUGUGUACAUGGAUUAUGACGAUAUAGAUAUUGACAGGUGUACCUAAUCAAGUAAUUAAUGUAUGUGUAUGGGCA